AAUGACCAUUAAAUGAUGUCCUGCUCUACCAGUGCCAGUCCCAGUGCCCUUGAGCUCCAGCUGGCCUCGCAUCACUCCAGGUUCUGCUCUGUAAUUGUCCGCUGUCCAUCCCGUUCCUGGCUGGCAAACGCACCUGAGACAGCUGCGGCGCUCAAACGCACCGUGGAGGCUCUGAUGGAGAGAGGAGCCAUCGUGAGGAACCUGGAAAAUCUGGGGGAAAGGUCCCUGCCUUACAAAAUCUCCAGGCACAAGGAGCGCCACAAGAGAGGAGGGUAUUUCCUGAUAGAUUUGGAGGCUCCCCCUUCCAUCGUGUCCCCCAUGAUGGAUCAUUUGGGACGGGACAUCGAUGUCAUCAGAAGGGCUUUUAUCAAACACCCCCUGGCCAAGGCAGAAGAAUGUGGUGGCAUCACCCCAGUCAGCCCUGAAGAGAAACUCUCCUCCAAAAAAAACUGAAAAUCUCAAAUCUUUCAAACCUUUCUUAAUCAAUUUUUUUUUUUUUUAAUUGCUGCUGUGGAAAAGAAUUGUGAUAAUUCCUGUCCAGCAUUAAAAAAAAAAAUAAAAUCCCUUUAUGACCAGGGGAUGUGUGUGGUCUAUCACAAUAUCCUCAUUAUUUUGGUUCAAAUAAUUGGAAUGGUUUUAAUCUGGGUGCUUAUCUUGAUAUUUGACAACUCUGCAAAUUGA
Parus major (Great Tit) is the source of this 681-nucleotide messenger RNA. RefSeq names its product mitochondrial ribosomal protein S6 (gene MRPS6). The coding region runs from base 13 to 453 and encodes 146 amino acids. NCBI's taxonomy places the organism in Eukaryota, Metazoa, Chordata, Aves, Passeriformes, Paridae. Gene Ontology annotation, biological process: translation. Gene Ontology annotation, molecular function: structural constituent of ribosome; small ribosomal subunit rRNA binding. Gene Ontology annotation, cellular component: ribosome; mitochondrial small ribosomal subunit. The transcript is spliced from 3 exons. The record is from RefSeq and is a predicted model, not a curated record.